UACGCAUUAAAAAAUAAGUAGAAUGUGUCUUAUGUCUUGCAUUCUUCGCCUUGUACUCGACUCUUCGUCGAGAGUUUACAUUCGCGUUUGGUCGAUUACACUGUUCAACAAUAAAUUACUUUUCCAACAUCGGAACAAGACUAGUCCUUUAUGCAAAUUUAAUUGCACAUUUCUUAAAAUUGUGACGUGAUGGAGCAAGUUCGAAACCGGAUUCGUGUUCAGCGUCCGAAAAACUAUAAAAAACGAUUAGUCUCGCUCCGAUGCUUUUUUCUUGUUGAAUUGUGUUAUCUCACUCUUCGACGGUGUGACGUCUGUAUGAAUUGCAAAAAGUCAAGUUCCACAAUACGGAUGCACGGGCAGGUUCUAAACAAUCACGAUCAGUCGGUGCCCACAUCUCUAAGAAUAAUGUGGAAGUGGUGGCAGUUCUGUUGUAUCCUCCUAUGCUUAUGCGCGAUGACAUCGUGCCAGAGGAGCGUUCUCGAUAUGCCUAUCCUCGUGCAAUUUGUACGCAUAUUUCGGAACUGGGGUUUGGGUGCUUUCGGUCGGACAGGGGCGGAUGAAAAAUAUCUACAAUUGGCGAGAGAUGCGGGCAAACUGCAAGAAGUCAUUCCCGAUCAUGUCCCGUUUCCGUGCAACGUGACAGUGGGGCGAUCAUCGGAGGUACCAGAUUCGGUGCAUAAAUUAAGACCAGGCGAUAUUGAUGUAAUUGGCGCCAUAGGUGACUCAAUCACGGCUGGAGCUGGAAUUUUCGCAACCAGUGUAUUUCACAUUUUAGUAGAUAACAGAGGAGUUACCGCAGCCGCUGGAGGUCAAGGCACAUGGAGGCAGUAUCUGACUAUUCCCAAUAUCCUCAAAGAAUACAACCCCAAUUUGAUAGGAUAUGCGCUUGGAGACUCAAUAGUACCAAACGAGGCAUCGCAGUUGAUUGUCGCAGAGAGCGGUGCCUUUUCCGAGGAUAUGCCGUACAUGGCUGAGGUACUAGUUACAAGGAUUAAAAGACAUCCAAAGAUAGAUCUACAAAAACAGUGGAAGUUCAUCUCAAUAAUGAUCGGAAGCAACGAUUUUUGUAGCGAUAUCUGUUGGGUUCCAUCACCUUGGUCAGUCGUUGAUAAACACAAAGCGAAAAUGCUUCAAGUUUUGCGGACACUAAGGGAUAAUCUGCCACGAACCUUCGUGGCCUUGAUUCCGCCACCGCAUUUAGGUGUUUUAGCCGAUGGUAGUCAAGGGCGAUUACCCUUGACAUGCUAUUUCACACAAAAUACUGAAUGUGGUUGCAUGAUCGGUCUUGCUCAUAAGAGAUUCAGGCCAAUGUAUGACAAUAUCAUACGACGGUGGCAAGAGAUAGAUAUGGAAAUCGCUACUUAUCCGGAAUUUCAGAGAGACGAUUUCGUAGUUGUAGGCCAACCCGUCAUAAUGGAUUUAACCGUUCCACGUGCGUCGAAUGGUUACGCCGAUUUAACGUAUUUAAGUGUCGAUUGUUUCCACAUUAGUCAAAAAGCGAACGCUUGGUACGCACUCGGUCUAUGGGAGAAUCUGUUCCAGCCAGUAGGUGCUAAAAUGACGAAGCUGUCCGACGAUCCACCGUCCGAAAAAUUUUAUUGUCCUACAGAGGAGAGACCUUAUUUGGCUACAAUGUUGAAUUCAAGAAAACAGAACGACUAACAAAACUGACUGUUAAUCACGUGAAUUAUGUGACAUUGAUACUUGACGAGAAAGAGAAAAAGAGAGAAAAAAUAUCAAUGGAGUUAUUGAGCCGUUGAAGUAGUUGUACUAUAAUGCUUGAUUUUCAAUAUUGUUGUAGUGUUAUAAUAUCUAAAGUUAUAGUAUUACGUGAAAUUGUCAUUAUAACUAUAGAAUAAGGAAAUUGUGGUAUUAUAAUUAUUUGAUUAUUGAUAGAGU
Messenger RNA from Ooceraea biroi (clonal raider ant), 1899 nucleotides. RefSeq names its product phospholipase B1, membrane-associated. Gene Ontology annotation, biological process: phospholipid metabolic process. Gene Ontology annotation, molecular function: glycerophospholipase activity. The record is from RefSeq and is a predicted model, not a curated record. Lineage: Eukaryota; Metazoa; Arthropoda; Insecta; Hymenoptera; Formicidae.